Olea europaea var. sylvestris is the source of this 858-nucleotide messenger RNA. RefSeq lists its product as uncharacterized. The record is from RefSeq and is a predicted model, not a curated record. NCBI's taxonomy places the organism in Eukaryota, Viridiplantae, Streptophyta, Magnoliopsida, Lamiales, Oleaceae. The coding region runs from base 110 to 610 and encodes 166 amino acids. The transcript has a single exon.
UAAGUAUACCUAUAAUUGUCAGUUGAAUUCUAAAUUCAAAAUUAACUUGUCAUUGCAGGAUCCACUUAAAAAUGGCGUUUUGGCAGUUCAAACAUUACGGAACAACAUAAUGGCAUCUACACUUUUGGCGACAACUGCAAUCACUCUCAGCUCUUUAAUAAGUGUGUAUGUCAGCAAUAAAUCAAACUCUUCCUCCUUGAAAUUAGUUUACGGUAAUAAAAGUCCAAUCAUGUCAUCCGUAAAGUUCUUCGCUAUCUUGCUCUGUUUUCUUGUUGCCUUUCUUUGCAAUGUGCAGUCUAUUAGAUACUAUGCCCAUGUUAGCUUUCUAGCUACAGUGCCUACAUUCAAAGACACAAAAGAUGCUAUAGAGUAUGUUGUAAUAAACUUGAACAGAGGAAGCUUCUUUUGGUCGAUAGGACUUCGGGCAUUUUACUUUUCGUUCCCCCUGUUCCUUUGGGUCUUUGGGCCGAUACCCAUGUUCGUAUGCUGCUGCAUAAUGUCAUUUAUUCUCUAUUUUUUGGAUACUACUACAAACUUUACAAGGAAUCUGCACAGUUAUUCUAUCAAGAACGAAGCAAAGGCUGAUGAUUUGGAGUCAGUUCUUCCCUGAACAUAGAAGUGACGGCCAGAAAAUACUUCAUUCUCAUAACUUUUGUUAGUAGAGAAAGAGAUUUCUUUGUCAAUGUCCCGCUCAAGCUUAAUUUUCUUCUUUUGGCAUGUUGGGUAUGUACUACUGGAUGGAUACGACAACAUAGUAGAUAAGAUUUUAACUUAUUUUCUUUAUUAAUAUUGUCCAUUGCUGCUCAAUCCACUUCACCAAACAUUUCUAAUGUAUCUGGUUGCUGCAUCUCUUUUUUU